GGCAACCAUGGGUCCUGAGCACCUCAUCCAACAUGGCGGCGACCAGCAACCGGAGUUUGACAUAAGAUGGCGGCGGGUGGGAGCAGGCUGGUGAUGGGGUCCGCGGUAAGGCUUGGGCGCUGCUGCCUCAACGCUUGGAUGCCGGGGUUGGUUCCUGUACGUGGGUCUCGGUACAAUCCUUAUUACCUGGAACCUGAGAUAAACAAGGAGCGGCACCAGAUCCCAGGUCCUGAAAUUGGUCCGGAGGAGACUGCGGCUCUGGAGCUCAGGUCUACCCGACCCAUAAAGGCAGCACUAAGUAAUCAGAGCAGUAGUGUCUUUUCUGACUUUUUGAUUAGCAAGUUCACCAACAUGAUGAUGCAGCGAGGUCAGAAAUUACUGUCCAGAUCGAUCAUGAGCAAGACUUUUGAAUCAAUUAAACGGAAGCAAAUUGAAAGUUACCACAAAGCAUCAGAGUCUGAGAAAGAUGCCAUUGAGUGCAACCCAUACAAGAUCUUCCACCAAGCUUUAGAAAACUGUAAACCUGUCAUUGGGUUGACAAGCAUACAACGUGGUGGCAAAUCCUACCAGGUUCCAACACCUCUUACUGAUAAUCGUCGACGUUUCCUAGCUAUGAAAUGGUUAAUUACUGAAUGCCGUGAAAACCGGCACCGUCGCACUCACAUGUAUGAGAAAUUGUCACAGGAGUUGCUUGCUGCAUUUAACAAUGAGGGUAAUGUGGUCAAGAGGAAACAUGACCUUCACAAAAUGGCUGAAGCGAAUAGAGCUUUUGCCCAUUUUAGGUGGUGGUAAGGCUGCAUGAGGAAAUAAUUGAAUCUGGGAUUGUCUUCAUAUUAUUUCACUGCAGCAACUAUGUGAACAUUGUAAAAAUAAACCGUUCUUUGCUGAAAUUCUA
This is a messenger RNA of Rhincodon typus (whale shark), 895 nucleotides long. It is a transcript of the gene mrps7, whose product is annotated as mitochondrial ribosomal protein S7. NCBI's taxonomy places the organism in Eukaryota, Metazoa, Chordata, Chondrichthyes, Orectolobiformes, Rhincodontidae. Gene Ontology annotation, molecular function: mRNA binding; structural constituent of ribosome; rRNA binding. Gene Ontology annotation, biological process: translation; ribosomal small subunit assembly. Bases 67 to 792 code for a protein of 241 amino acids. The transcript has 5 exons. Gene Ontology annotation, cellular component: ribosome. The record is from RefSeq and is a predicted model, not a curated record.